Messenger RNA from Felis catus (domestic cat), 1227 nucleotides. It is a transcript of the gene CDKN2D, whose product is annotated as cyclin dependent kinase inhibitor 2D. The transcript is spliced from 3 exons. Gene Ontology annotation, biological process: negative regulation of cell population proliferation; regulation of cyclin-dependent protein serine/threonine kinase activity. The record is from RefSeq and is a predicted model, not a curated record. Gene Ontology annotation, cellular component: nucleus. Gene Ontology annotation, molecular function: protein kinase binding; cyclin-dependent protein serine/threonine kinase inhibitor activity. NCBI's taxonomy places the organism in Eukaryota, Metazoa, Chordata, Mammalia, Carnivora, Felidae. Bases 137 to 637 code for a protein of 166 amino acids.
AAAUCCGCAGCGUUCGGGGCGGGGCCUCAAGCGCGCUAUCUCCGCCCCCUGGCGGCCAGCUCAGCGGCGGCAGCGGCGGCGGCUCAGAACAGACCCCGCCCGUCGAGGAGGAGGAGGGAGGGUUGCCAGCGUCGACAUGCUGCUGGAGGAGGUCCGCGCAGGCGACAGGCUAAGCGGGGCCGCGGCCCGAGGCGACGUGCAGGAGGUGCGCCGCCUUCUGCACCGUGAGCUGGUGCACCCCGAUGCCCUGAACCGCUUCGGCAAGACGGCGCUGCAGGUCAUGAUGUUUGGAAGCUCCACCAUUGCGCUGGAACUUCUCAAGCAAGGUGCCAGCCCCAAUGUCCAGGACACCUCCGGCACCACUCCAGCCCAUGAUGCGGCGCGCACUGGAUUCCUGGACACCCUGAAGGUUUUGGUAGAGCAUGGUGCUGAUGUCAACGUGCCUGACGGCACCGGGGCACUCCCCAUCCAUCUGGCAGUGCGAGAGGGCCACACCGCUGUGGUCAGCUUCCUGGCUUCUGAGUCUGAUCUCCAUCACAGGGACGCCAGGGGGCUCACGCCCCUGGAGCUGGCACAGGGGAUAGGGGCCCAGGAUCUCAUGGACAUACUGCAGGGGCACUCGGUGGUACCGCUGUGACCCGGGGUGCCCACUGCAGCAACCAGACCCAACAGGGUUCUGUGUCAAAAGAGGAGGAAAGAAACACUUUCUCCCCUCACUCCUUCUGCCCCCUGUCAAAAGGGGAGGGGCACCAGUUUGUGGCUUGUUGGUGUUGAUUUGUGGGGGGUGUGUGUUUGAGGGACAUUUCUCAUUUGUUUUUCUCACCCCUUUUGAUGUGUUGGGCAGAGAAGGGCUCCUGCAGGCAACAGCCGUCUAAACGGUUCAGUUUUCUCUGCGCCUCAGAUUGCUGGGGCUGCAGACGCCCAAGGGCAGAGCGUUUAAAGCCCCAGCCCGAGUGAGGUCAUCGCUUCCAGGGCUCCUGGAACCUGGAGACCUUGGCUAGCUGUACCCAGAGACAGACCUCAAAUGUGCACACUGCUUGAGCAUGGGGGGAGGGGGGAGUGUUUAAAAUCAAUAGAAGGGUAGUAUGAGUUCAUAUUUUGUUGGAAACCUGUUUUUCAGUCUCUUGUACAGCGUUAAAAAAAGAUUCUAUUUAUUAAGCUUUAUGGAAAAAUAUUGUUGUGUGAUAAUUUAAUGUUUUUACCCAUUAAAUUAAGACUUGUGCAUGA